Molecule: messenger RNA, 6686 nt
Organism: Helicoverpa armigera (cotton bollworm)
Lineage: Eukaryota; Metazoa; Arthropoda; Insecta; Lepidoptera; Noctuidae
Gene: baz
Product: partitioning defective 3 homolog
Exons: 20
Coding region: 486-3827 (1113 amino acids)
Biological process (GO): microtubule cytoskeleton organization; establishment of centrosome localization; establishment of cell polarity
Cellular component (GO): adherens junction; cell cortex; apical plasma membrane
Molecular function (GO): phosphatidylinositol binding; protein binding
Source: RefSeq, a predicted model, not a curated record
GGCGCGACGCUGCCGAUUGGCUGCGCGCGGAACCGGUCGCCGCGUCCCGCCACCCUGCCCCCGCCCCGCCGCUACAAACAACUUCAAAUUCUUAUUCAUGUUCCUUGCCACGACCGUUGCUGCCGUUGAGAGCGCGCACACUGCGCCCAUACUUCGCGUAAUCUUAUCGAUAUGUGCUCGAUGUUCAAUGUGAUUCUAGUGUUUGAUGUGUGAAUUUAACAUUAGUUUAAGUGCACUGUGGACCAGUCCGAGGUUACGGCGAGACGCUCCGACUGCGCUAUGAAAACACACGCACGAGCUGGUGUUUUUGUUCUUUUUGUAUCGCGGGUGCUUCGUGAGCGGCUUCGAAGCAGGGUUACCUAUGCCAUGUGCAUCAGAUAAUGUUGUGGUUGUGCUCCUAUUAGUUUGACGACAAACUAAUAUGCUAGCUAGUGGAUAUUGCGACGGAGUGGCGUUGUGCUUUGGUGAAUCAUAGUGUCGGUGACAUGAAAGUGACGGUGUGUUUCGGGUCUGUGCGGGUGCUGGUGCCGUGCGGCGCUGGCGACCUGCUAGUCAGGGACCUCGUGCGGGAGGCCACGCACCGCUAUAAGAAAGCUACUGGACAGGGUCCAGAGACAUGGGUGGGCGUGCGGGCGCUGCGAGCCAGUUCAGGGGGCAUCCUAGACCUGGACGACCGCGUGCGAGACGUGGCUGAUGACCGGGAGACCCUCACUGCGGAGUGCACCAGUCAAGCGCCGCAGCCCCGCGCCGCUCAGGCAGAUGGCGCUAGUGGCUCGUCGGCUGGCACUGCCUCCCCUGAUAUGUUUCGGGGAGGUGGUGGCGUGGGCGGCAGCAUGCGGGUCCCUGACACCGAUUCCUGCGUGGAGGUCGGUGCAGCAGACCUGGAAGACGGCUCCAAUGGCCUGCAGGUGCGGCGGGGUAGUGAACCCACGCUGCACCAGGACACGUUACCUCCUCAGAGACAGGUGUCAGAACAAACGAAGCGCUGGUCAGCGGCGGUGGUGUGCCGAGACGACAGCAGUCGGGUGACGCAGAAGGUGCACCCGUUGGCGGACGGCCGGCCGCCGGACGCCGCUGUCGAUAGGCACGGACAACACUUCCAGAGGCAGUCUAAUAGGCUUUCCAUGCAGUUCUCCGGACCAGGGAGUGGGGUGUGGUUGGACGCAGCAGAGCGGGUACAAAGUUAUGGCAGUAAGAGUCUUCCUAGAGACGCGCGGAGAGAGCCGCUAGGACAAGACACGACGCCUGUCAAUAACCAUCAAAACCAUAGGGUAGAAGACAUGCUUCGGUGGGUGACGGGAGUGAACAACGUAGCGAGUGUGCAUCCUGUGCAGGAACGGCCUCUUGAUCUCUUACCUGAAGGGGGCAGUAGUGAACGAGCGAUCUCCGGCAUGGAAGUCCCGGUGACGGGCAGCAGCAAGCAGUCGGCCGCGCAGAGCGUCGCCGUGUCGCUGGUGAAGGGGGAGAAGGGGCUCGGCUUCACCAUCACCACCAGGGACAACCCUACGGGAGGACACUGCCCUAUUUAUAUCAAGAAUAUUUUGCCUAAGGGUGCAGCAGUAACAGACGGUCGUCUCAGAGCUGGCGACAAGCUGGUGUCAGUGAACAACGUCUCUGUGUCAGGCCUGACGCAGCAGCAAGUCGUCACGCUGCUGCGGAACACCCCCACUGACUCCACUGUUGAAAUUGUUGUAGAGAGGACUGUGCCUAAUAGGACGCAGAGGGUAGAACCCCAGCAAAGUCCAACAAAAUACGUAGAAAAAGCGAUAGGGGCUUCCAACCCCAUUGAGGCGAAACCUUCAGAGAACGGCCGCGUGUCCAGCAUAGUGAACGCCAUUAACCAGAACAGUGCCAACAGUUCCAUGCGAGGCAGGAUCCCGAAGAGCUCGUCCAAAGAUGAUCUGCUACAUAAGGAUAAUAGUACUGAAGCGCUGCAAGAGGCUUUAAAUUCUUCGUCUAAUUCUAUCCUAGGUCUCCGCAACCGGCUGAUUCUUCGGCUGGACGUGCCGGUACACGACUCGGAGAAGGCGGGGCUCGGCAUCAGCGUCAAGGGCAAGGUCACCGUCGGCCCGGACCCUCAGGACUUAGGCAUCUUCAUCAAGUCUGUGCUGCAUGGUGGAGCUGCGUCUAGAGAUGGCAGGUUACACACAAAUGACCAGCUACUCAGCGUGAACGGCGUCUCGCUAGUAGGCCAGAGCAACGCGGAAGCUAUGGAGACGCUGCGCCGAGCGCUGUUACACGCGCGGCCGCAGAGAACUGGCAGCAUAUCGCUCACUAUUGCGAGGCGGACUGACAGCAUGGACAGCUUAGCACGAUGGAAAGACGACACGCCACCGAACGGCAACGACACGACCAACUCCAACGACAACUCGCAGAACUACAACACCGUCAUAUACAACGCCAGCAGCGACAAGGAGAACAAACCCGUUGACAACUACAACCAGAAAUACGACGCCAACCAAAAGUAUGACGCCAACCAAAACGAGGGCUUCGACGCACACGACGGACGACCCAAGAAACACGCCUCAAUAGUCACAAUAAACAAUAAUAAUAGCUGGGUGUCCAACCAAUCAGAUGACAGCAAAGGUUACCUAGAAAGAGAUAAGGAUGCACCACCCCACGACAAUAAGAGAGAUAGCUUCGAAUGGAGUCGACUUGAUGGCUGGAAUCCCGUCAUAGAUCGACUGACUGGGUUAAGGAACGAGAGUUAUUAUAUGGCGACGCAAAUCGAUGCGCCGGUCACGAAUGGACAUCACUACAGACAGAAUUUAGGGCACGUGCAUAUGCCGCGGUCUCCGCCGGCACAUCAUAAUGUUAUUAUUGAAGAGGAUUAUGGUACUACGAGGGGUAGCGGCAGCGGCUGCGGCGGCGAGUCGGGCAGCGAGUCGGGCGCGGGGUUCAGCCGCGACGCGGUCGGGCGCCGCUCCAUGUCCGAGAAGCGCCACGCCGCGCUCGACGCCAAGACCACCGGCACAUACAAGAAGAUUAAAGAGAUUAAGGCUGUUCAUUCAAUGCAAGUGGGCCCAUCAUUAGGCAUGAGAAAGUCAUCGAGUUUAGAGUCCCUACAGACUGCCAUACAAGAGACGCAGAGGAACCCACGCAUCGAACCUAUCUAUGCGCGAGCGCACCCACCAUUAAAACACUGGUUGACGGACGACAGCAACGGGCCUGACAUGAUCCGAGGUUCGCCGCAGCAGUCAUCUCUCUCACACAAGAAACCAUCGCUACUCAAGUCAUUAUCAACUAUGUUCAGGAUAGGCAAGCCUAACAAGAAAGUGGAAACGGAAGUAUAUGGUAGGUCACAGCCCGGCAGAGCCUCAGAGAAGUCACUGUCAAGAGAGGCGCUAGAGAGACACAACAGGAUAGACGAGAGGGUGGAAAAGGAAGAAGAAACUAAUUCUAAGUCACAACAACGGUCGGAAGUAUCACAUGCGCGUCAGGGCAGCAGCGGCAGCGGCGGCUCUCGAGCGCACAAGUCUGAGCGCCGCGCCCCGCCGUACCGAGCGCCGCCGCAUCAGCAGCACCCGGUAACCGAUCAGGGCAUGGACAGUGCGUGGGGUCCGACAGGUCACUACGUCAACUAUGAGGAAAUCCAGCAGAAUUUAAAUGCGCGUCGCGAGAAGUUGAGCGAGGUGCAGAUAGGACAGAUGAGGAGACAGGUCAGCGCGCAGAGAGCCAAGGCCGAGGACGAGAGUCGUCGGGCAGGCGCGGGUGGCUACCACUCACAGCGCUCCUGUAGAGAAGGCGGGGUACGGCCACAGUCUAACUACUACGAGUACGAGAGCGCGCCGCCUCGCAGGCCCGGCAAGCUCUCCCACUACCACUGAGCAAUGGACGGCGAACACCGCGGUAACUCCCCUCCGACUACAAACGUCAGCCGAGGUAUCCGAUCUCAUUUUAAUUGGCGAUACUCUUAACGAUUAUAUCGCCUCGCUCGACGUCAGUAACGCUAUCUGUCGGCUCGAUUCCUUAUUGAUUUAGCUUCAAGUGCCUUCAUUGAGACUGAGAUUGCUUGUUGUUUCUCAACUUUGUGGUGAAGUACACCAAAAGUAUGGUAUGCUGUCAAUUUUAUCGUCAUUUGAUAUUCAACUACGAUGUCUUGCGUUUAAGUUGUUCUUUCAGUAAAUGCAAUUUUAUGUCAAAAACCUUUUUAAAAACUAACUUGUAAACAUCAAGGAAACUUUGCUAUUAUGUUGAAAAUGUCUUACUUUUAUGUUUAUACCAGUGAUACGUAUGAUUCAUUAACAGCAGUUUGUGACUGUAAUGAUGUUUUUUAUUUCAUGACCAAAUUAUAAUUGUUCAUUUUUGAAAAGAUUUCAACAAAAAAAUAUAAGUAAAACAUUGUGUUUAUUUCUAGGUAUUGUUUUUAAUUUUGUGAGGAAAAACCUUGACUCAGGAGAUUAAGAGUUUAAAAUAAAAAUAAACCAUUAAAAUUGACAAACAAGAAUUGAAUUGUACAAUAAUGUGUCGACUACAUUAUUAUCUUCCUGUUAAUUGGGAAAACCAAAUAAUGAUAAAUCAUUUUAAUGGAGGAAAAGACAGGUCUGUCUAAACUCUUACCUAUUUACUUGAUACAAAAGAAGGUCAUCUGUUAUCAUGGUUUUACCCGCCUUUAAUUGCUUAUCAAAGCCAAUAUUUCAAAAAGUACAAGAACUAACAAAGAAAUAACAACCCUUAAAACAUCGGAUUACUCACGAAGUUAAACAUUUUUGUUAAAAUUAAUUUUUAAAACCUGAUUGGUCGAACACAAGGUUGAUCUCAUACGGAGAGUACCAGUUGACAGAAAGUAUAAUUUGUGGUGAACACAUUAAUAAAAUAAAGUACCUUUACAAAAAUAUUUCAUAGUUUACGAGUUUUGUAUAAAGACAUCGAAACUAAUACAAUGGUUACACAAUUAACCUUAGAAUUAUAAUUAUCCAAUGUCAAGAAAACUCGUGAAAUAAUCAUCAGUUUCGUGUUCAAAAUGAAACUGUUUGACAAAGAUGCUAUUGUUUAAGAAUGUUUUAUUUAUACCUGUAUUACAUUUAGUUACUUCCUCGAAUAUUCGUUCCAUUGACUAGUUUGAAUAAACUUUCAUUAAUUACAUACAUUUUGUGGAUAUUUUUAAGUUGUCCAUGGACGUUUUUAGGCCUUAGCUCUACAUCUUCAUGAUAUGACGUAGGUACGUAAAGGUUAGUUCGACCCAAAACUUCAGUAUUCAAGUAAACUCAGACAUAGUUACUGAAAGCAGUCUUAAUCCCAGUGCUCACUUUAGUUUUGAUUGUUCUAGCGAACUUGUCCGUGGACUAGAUAACCCUAGUUUGUUCUAUCUUAUCUAAUGGCAGAACUAAUCUAAGGCUUUCAAAUUAACUUUCUUUUACCAAACCCGUAUUAGUUGCUGAAGUAUUCAGUACAUCAUCAUCGAAUGUACGAGGAAUGUCUUAUGUAAUGACUACACUUAGUUCUCUGUAAAGAUUCUUAUUUAUAUCUAUUCUAUUGUGGAUGGUGGUGCCAUCAAUACUUAGUUUUAAUUUCGUCUGAUAUUGCUGUAGGUACUUAUCUAAUGAUCUGUGCUGUCUUAAUAUAGCUAUGAUAUCAGUGAUUACGCUAUACCAUUAUAACGAUUGUAUAUAAUUCCUGAAACAAUAUUAGAGGGAUAUAAAAUUGUAGUGUAGCAGCCUGGUCAUAUGGCAACGGUCCGAUAAUGUUUCUAGACCCUUAAUUGCCAUUCAGUGAGUCGCGAAUAUCGGAUUCGGCAAAAUAAUGUCAUUGGAUCCUUAUUGGCUUAAACCGUUCAUACAAAUACACACGGGACGCAGUGAAUCGUAUUAAUUAACGGUCGAGUAACAAUUACGUACUCUUUCCAUACGAGCAGGCUGUCUGGUGAUAAUUAAAAUUCGGGAGACUGUUACGAAAAUACGUAUUUCCCGAAUAAAAUGCUCCCGAGGGACGCAGGAAUUCGUUUACGUCUCGCACCAAGUCUCAUGGCGUCGUAUUUUCGUAAAAGCCUCCAUGUACUACGUAGCAAAUGUACAUUCCUACUUACCUUUUAGUAAGUUUAUGAAAGAAGCUUUAAAGUUUAGAUUAAAAUUUAUAAUUAAGUUUAUUAAAAUUAAAUCUGAUAACAUUUACGUGUGACUGAAUAAUUUAUACCACUUUAAAGAAUUAUUAUUCGUUUAAAGUAUGAAAUUGUGUAAAAUAAAGACUAUGUUUUUCAUCGUUUUCAAUGCAACAAUUAUUAUGUAUUCGAAAUGUAUUAACUUUUAUUUGUUUUAAUUUUUCCAUGUUUUUGUGAUAUCUUAUCGGUAUUUAGUGCUAGCUCUACUAUGGGCUUAUGUGGUGAUAUGAAUAUGAUCGCUAGUUACAUAAUUACACAUAUGUACACAUUUCUAAUGUAUAUAUAAUUUCUAGGUGUUCUACGAGAUUAAUUUUGUAUAGACAGAGAGAAGUAGCUUUUAUAUUUCAUCAAUCAUGACUUUAUUUUUAGUUAAACGAACAAGUUGUUUAGAUAUAAAUCACAUUGCAAAUGAACAUUUGCACCGAAGUGCCCAUACUUGUACAUAAUUAGACGUUUAUAUUACAACGUCAGACGUAAUCUAUUCUUCCAUUUGAUAGACUGUCGUGAAAUAGAAGAAUAUGUUAUAAUGAAAUGCAUUAUACAAUUGGACAUUCAAUGUAUGUAAAAUAAAUCAAAAUUGGUAUUGUCA